Dromiciops gliroides (monito del monte) is the source of this 7495-nucleotide messenger RNA. It is a transcript of the gene GRIP2, whose product is annotated as glutamate receptor interacting protein 2. Bases 44 to 3436 code for a protein of 1130 amino acids. Gene Ontology annotation, biological process: neurotransmitter receptor transport, endosome to postsynaptic membrane. The record is from RefSeq and is a predicted model, not a curated record. The transcript has 24 exons. Gene Ontology annotation, molecular function: protein binding. NCBI's taxonomy places the organism in Eukaryota, Metazoa, Chordata, Mammalia, Microbiotheria, Microbiotheriidae.
GCCCCCCGGCCCCGGCCCUCAUGGAGGAACCCGGUGCCCACCUAUGUCCAGCCUGGUAGGUGGCGGGCUGCCCGCACCGCAUCCCCAGCGCUGUCCGGCCGCGUGGGGGGGGCUCCGUCCUGCGCAGCAGCCCCAGCGCUGCUCCUGCGCCGGGAUGCCAGGCUGGAGGAAGAACCUCGCCUUGUGCCUGCAGCGGAUGCAGGAUGAAGAUGAUGGCCCUUAUUCAAAGGGAAGUAAAGAUUCAGGUGGCGCAGACACAGCCCUGGUCUGCAGAAGGCAAAGCAUUCCAGAGGAGUUCCGAGGAGUCACUAUCGUAGAGCUAAUCAAGAAAGAGGGGAGCACUUUAGGGCUAACCAUCUCCGGAGGCACCGACAAAGAUGGGAAGCCAAGAGUUUCCAACCUGAGGCCUGGAGGACUAGCGGCCAGAAGUGACCAGUUAAAUGUGGGGGAUUACAUCACGUCUGUGAACGGGAUCCACCUGACAAAGCUGCGCCACGAUGAGAUCAUCAGCCUGCUGAAGAAUGUCGGGGAGCGGGUGGUCCUGGAGGUGGAGUACGAGCUGCCCCCCGCUGCCCCCGAAAACAGCUUAGGAAUUAUCCCAAAGACCAUCGAGGUCUCCUUGUAUAAGGAAGGCAAUAGCUUUGGCUUUGUACUCAGAGGGGGAGCCCAUGAAGACUGGCACAAAUCCAGACCACUCGUCCUCACCUAUGUGAGGCCAGGGGGCCCAGCUGACAGAGAGGGAUCCCUGAGAAUUGGGGACAGGCUGCUCAGUGUGGAUGGCAUUCCACUUCACAACCUGACCCAUGCGGAUGCCCUCAACAUCCUUCGGCAAUGUAGCCAGGAAGCCCUCUUCCAGAUUGAAUACGAUGUCUCCAUUAUGGAUACUGUAGCCAACGCCUCAGGUCCUUUAUUAGUGGAAAUAGCCAAGACGCCGGGCUCCACUCUGGGAAUCUCGCUCACCUCUGGCACCCACAGGAACAAACAGGUCAUUGUGAUUGACAAGAUCAAGCCGGCCAGCGUGGUAGACAGGUGUGGAGCCCUGCACAUCGGUGACCACAUCCUGUCCAUUGAUGGCACCAGCACCGAGCACUGCUCCGUGCUGGAGGCAAUGCAGCUGUUAGCCAGCACCACCGAGAAUGUCAAGCUGGAGAUCCUGCCGGCUCACCAAAGCAGGCUCCCCCUGAAGCCUCCUGAUGCAGUGAAGGUGCAGAAGAGUGACCAUCACCACUGUUGGGAUCCCUGUGUCAACUACUGCCCCAGCCACCAUCCCAGCCAUUGCAAGACACCCACCUGGAAUCAGCCCUCCAGCCAGGAUUACUGCAAACCUCUGUCUGCGGCCCCUUUCUCCUCACCAAUGCUGAACGCUCAUGGCUUCUCUUGCCCAAACUCGAGCACACUACCUCGGAGCACCCAACCCAUGAGCCCCCGGGCAACCAUGAUGAGAAGAAGACAGAGAAAAAAGGAGUACAAAAGUUCACUGUCCCUUGCCUCCAGCACUGUGGGGCCUGGUGGCCAAAUUGUGCACACAGAAACAACAGAAGUGGUCCUUCGGGGUGAUCCCCUGAAUGGCUUUGGACUCCAACUCCAAGGUGGAAUCUUCGCCACAGAAACCCUGUCCUCCCCACCUCUCAUCCGCUUCAUUGAGCCCGACAGCCCUGCUGAGAGAUGUGGCCUGCUGCAGGUUGGAGACAGAGUACUGUCCAUUAACAGCAUCGCCACGGAAGAUGGCACCAUGGAAGAGGCCAAUCAGCUCCUGCGGGAUGCAGCGCUCUCAAACAAAGUCUCCCUAGAGAUUGAAUUUGAUGUAGCAGAGUCAGUAAUCCCAAGUAGUGGUACCUUUCAUGUGAAGCUGCCCAAGAAGAGAGGAGUGGAGCUGGGAAUAACCAUAAGUUCUGCAAGCAGGAAGCCUGGAGAGCCUUUGAUUAUCUCUGACAUCAAGAAGGGGAGCGUGGCACACAGGACGGGCACACUGGAGCCAGGGGACAAGCUGCUUGCCAUUGACAACAUCAGACUGGACAACUGCUCCAUGGAGGAUGCUGUACAGAUUCUGAGGCAAUGUGAGGACCUGGUGAAACUGAAGAUUAGGAAAGAUGAAGACAACUCAGAUGAACAGGAAACUACAGGCGCUAUCAUUUACACAGUGGAGUUGAAGAGGUACGGGGGCCCACUGGGUAUAACUAUCUCAGGGACCGAGGAGCCUUUCGAUCCAAUUGUCAUCUCUGGAUUGACCAAGCGAGGACUGGCAGAGAGGACUGGAGCCAUCCAUGUUGGUGACCGGAUCUUAGCCAUCAAUAAUGUGAGCCUUAAGGGCAAGCCCCUCAGUGAAGCCAUUCAUCUCCUCCAAAUGGCAGGGGAAACAGUCACCCUAAAGAUCAAAAAGCAAAUGGAGCGAGGCUCCUACCCUAAGAAGUCAGGGAGCUUGAAUGAAACCAGUGACACAGAGGAAGAACUCAGUGAGGCACAGAAGCCCGGCAAACUGGCCGAGAUCUACGCCACCACGGUGCCCAGCAUAGACAGCGCCAUGGAGUCAUGGGAUGGCUCUGGGGCAGAGGGCGGCUACGGGAGCCAAGGCACGUACGUCCCUCCAGCUGCAGGAAUCAGCCUGCACCCCCAGGAGUGGCGGCCCAGUAGGGUGAAGAGCAGCCCCCCUCCUGGGGAGCCCAGAAAGACCAGCUACCCCUACCCGGACGGGAGCUUCCCUGAGGAUGAAUGGGACAAGCCCACUAGAUUCCCCGGCCGCCACAACGGCCCGGAGCCCGCUCAUGAGGAUAAUUUUUGGCGUGUUUUUGGAGAAGCUCUGGAGGACUUGGAAACAUGCGGCCAGUCUGAGCUUCUGAGGGAGAUUGAGGCUUCCAUCAUGACAGGGAAUGUGCACAGCUUGGGCCUUGAUGGCAGCCCUGUGACCUUGGAUCCAUCGUCAGGGUCAACUGGACGAAGUCCCUGGUGGAAAGGAACCUUCCAGCAGGGGACCCGGGAUCCGAGUGAGGGCCACGUGGUCUCCACCAAGACAGCUGAGGAAGGCUUGAAAAUGCAGGCAGUCAAGGAGGAGAUGCUGGAAAUCAUGUCACCAACUCCUCUUGAAUUAUAUAAGUUGACUCUUUGGAAGGACCCAGUGAGUGAAGAUUUUGGGUUCAGCGUCUCUGAUGGCCUGUUGGAGAAGGGUGUCUAUGUCAACAUGAUCCGCCCUGGUGGGCCUGCUGAUCACUGUGGCCUCAAACCGUUUGACCGAGUCCUUCAGGUAAAUCACAUCCGAACUCGAGAUUUUGACUGCUGCCUGACUGUGCCGCUCAUCUCCGAGGCUGGAGACAAGCUGGACCUAGUGAUAAGCCGGAACCCCCUGGCAGUUUCCAACAUCACUCAGCAGGAGGAGAACAGGGUGAUGCCCAGCCCCGCCUCUGUGGGCCUGGAGAUGAGGGACAGCACCCGGAUGCUCUGAGACCUGACACUGGACCUGAGAAUCUCCCCUGUGGCAGAGACACUGGAGAUCUCCAACAUGCCUGUGCCUCUGUGGCUAGAGAAGGCAGGGUCAAGGUUCUGAAUGAGGUCAGACCACCCAGAACGGCUCCUUCUGGCCCCUCAGCCUCACCUUGGGUCCCUGGGCCGCUGAGGUGAGGACCUAUGCCCUCCAUCCAUCUUUCCUGCCUGCAUCCAGGCCGCGUCAAGUUGAGGCUGUCCUUUUCCCCCUCUGCUCCCAUCUCAGAGGGUCUGCACACUCUCCAAAUGUGUAUUUGCACUCAUACACACACACGGUGCUAUAGCCCUUAGACAGCAUUUGUGUGAAGACCUUACCCAUCAUCUCUUGUCAUUUCCAAGGUAGCAUCACAUCGUCCUCCUUCCUCUCCCUCCCUCCACAUCAACAGCCACUUAGGCACAUUCAUCAAAUGUGGCCUGACAUGAACCCCUAUUCCCAUCCUUAUUCUCUAUUCCUGGGGCCUGUCUUUUUGGCAGGAAUGGCUGCUCUAUUUGCAGAGGUAUCGUGUCGGGGUCUUCAGGUCAUAUAGCCAUAGGUUAUUAAAGCUGAAAGGGACUUUCAAACAGAAUUUCAGAGCUGGGAAGCACCUUAGUUGGUAAAAUGUCAGAGCUGAUAGUGGCCUUAGUAUAAAGAAUGUCAGAGUUGGAAGGAACCUACAGCUCAUCCGAUCUAAUUCUUUUUAUUUUCUAGGGGAGGAAAUGAGUCCCAGAAAAGGGAAAUUAUUUGCCCAUCCUCACACAGCUAGUAAAUAAAUGUCAGAGCUUAGAUUCCAACUUUCAAGUCCAGAGAUCUCUCCACCAUACAGUAUUGUCAGAGUUCUGGUUACCUGCAGGUGCCAGUUUGUGCAUCUCUGUUCCUUUCUUUAAGCAGAGUUGAGCAGGGCACAGGAGGAGAAAAUGAAGAAAGCUGUCAGAUCUGGCUACAUCUAACUCUGGGAUUGUAUCCAUAGACAUGAGACAUAUUCCAACUGGCCUGAGAUGUUCAGUGUGGUGUCGUUUCAUUCCAUGUAAUAUCUCUAGGAUAAGAUAGAGAAAGAUACCUGACAGCCAAUGAGUAUGAAAAUUCUUGUCUCUCUCGAUGAGAGGAUUCAUCUAGGCCUAACACGAGAUGCCUGGACACUUGACAAAUCAGUUUGGUCUUAAACACACCAGAGUGAAGGGCAGGGGGUGAACAGAAGAGGAUAUUUGGGGUCUCUGGUGUCAGCUCUCAGCCCCAUUCAGCAACCACAGAUGAAAACUAUUCCACAGAAGGAUCAUUUGAUGGAACUUAGAAUGUGUAGCCUGUUAGAAGAGAAGGUUGGGGGUGAGGAUGAGGCAGAGAUGAUGGCCAAAGGGCUAGCAAAUGGAAGAGGCAAUAGAUUUCUGCUUGGCCAGAGUUAAUUUCAAUAAAAAAGAAAAAACCUUCCAAUAAUUAGAGGUGUCAAAAAGUGUAAUAGACUGCUUUAGGACUGGGGAUCUCCAUCAAUGAGAGCCUUCACUCAGAGGCUGGAUAAGAUAGGCAGAUUGUAAGGGGCCUUUCUAUAGAGGGAAAACUUGGGCUAGAUGACCACUGAGGACUCUUCCAACUCUGAGAUCCUGUUCAGGAGUGAAAGGAAAGGAGUAAAGGGAAGGGAUGGAGUUCUUGGAGUUGACAGUGACCUUCCAUCACCCCCAGAUUCUGGAGAAAAGGUUAGAGAUUGAGGAGCUUUGAGUCCAAGGUCCCUGACCUCAGCCCUGUUCCAAACAUUCUUCAGAGGCCAAACUAAGGCCCCCACAAAUUCCAAAAACAUGGUUUGGGUGCCCCUAGGUUUCCAAGAGACAUUGACAAACUGACACAGGAAAUUGUCCAGGGUGGAAGAGGGUGUAGAAACUACAGCAAAAGACCAAUUAAGGGAACUGAGGAAGAGAAAACUUGGGGGACGGGGAGGGAGUAAGGUAAGAAUGGGGCACAAUGGCUAUGCUCAAAAUAUCUGAAGUGCCAUUAUAUGAAAAAGGGAUUCAACCUACACUGUUUAGCUCCAAAAGAUAGACCCAGGACCAAUGUGUGAAAGUUACAGAGAGGCAAAAUUCCAUUCAAAGUAAAGAACUUCCUAAUAAUCUGAGCUAUUCAAGAAAGAAAGGUCCUUGACUCAACUCAGCAAAGAUUUUACUUGUUGCAUCUAAAAGUUUCCAGUAGUGGGAAUAUUCAACAGAGACUGGAUGACCAUUGAUCUGUCAGGGAUGUAGGAGAAGUUAAAAAAAAAACCAGUAGAAACCCCCUGGUGGGGAUUUUAACUAGGUGACUUCUGUGGUCUCUUCUAUUGGGCUUUCAGAGCCUAGGAGUGGUUCUGUGUUUCUGUAGUUUGAAUUCAAUGAAAAGCAUGAGGUUGGGGAUCUAAGUCCCCUAGGAUAGGUGACCUUUACUGAAAGAGAGUCACCUAUGGUGGCUCGUGGCAUGCCUCAGCCACUUUCCCCCCAUCAAAGUUCCAGUGCCACCUUUGGGAAGCCAUGUAAUAGGUGAGACCCAAGUGGUCUCCAAGUGUCUCUAAGGGGGACAGACUAAGAGUCUCCACUGUUAGAACCUAAGCCUAAGAUCCCUAUUUUGCCUACUAGAUACUAGGAAUACAAAGACAAAAAAAAUGCAAAGGUCCCCGUCCCCAAGGAGUUUACAAUCUACAAUAUACUUCUCCUGGAAGGUGGCAUUAUCCCCAAGCUCAGGUGCUAAGGUUAAUCAUGGUUAAUUCAGGGGAGCCUGACAACUUUUCUGGAAGGGCUUGAUCAGCUCAAGAUAAGGAUGGAGAAGCUUCUUUUAAAUUUGAGGGUCACUGGAGAAGUAGGGGUUGGAUUGGGCAGGGAGUCAGUCAAGUGCCAUAUAAGAAAAAAGAAAAUUUAUUGUUUUUUGAGAGAUAAAUGUUCUAUGUUCCAUGUUGUAAAUGAAGGUGAUUUUUUUCUUCACUUGGGCCAUAAACUCUAAUCAAUAAAUAUUUUAAAUUUACCUCAGUCCUACAUUAUGGCCAAUAAAGGAAGGAAAAGAAGGAGGAAGAAGAACUGAGAAAGAGAAAGAAGAUGGGGGGUGAGAAGACAAAAGGCAAAUGGGUAAUGAGAGACUGAUAUUUACAAUGGACCUGAGACCCCCAAAUCAAACUCAUUUACUAAUACUGGUAGGGUUUUUGAGGGGGGGCAAAUAUCUUCCCUAUUCCUCCAGAUUAGAGGUUCCCCAACUCUGCUAUAAAUGAACAAAUCUCCAGGAGAGAAAGACCUCCCGCCCUCCUUGUCCUAGCUCCUUGACUUUCUUAUUCAAGCUACUGCCCCACCUUUUCCUCCUGUCCUCUAUCCAUUUCUCCCUCCUACCCUCCUUCUCCUCUUUCUGCCCUAUCUUUCUCUCUUCCUCUUCCCUUCUGUCCCUCACAUCACCCCUCUUUUUCUCCUUCCCUAUCUUACUUUUCUCCUUCCCUCCUGCCCUUUUAUUGGUCCUUUUUUCUUCCCUCCCUCCCUUCUUUCUGCCCUCCCCUUUCUCUUCCUUCCUCAAGAAGUACUGAGUGCCUAAGAUGUGCCCAGCCUAGGGUGAGCCACUGUGAGAGGAACAAUAGAAGUCUUGGUCCUGCUUCCAAUCAUUUCAUCCCCAGUAGGCAAUGCCCAAGACAUCAAAUCUCCAUUUUUCUUCCCCUCUUCCUCUCAUUUCUCCCUCAUGCCUUCCCCAGCCCCUGGAUCCCAUUCUUUUUCCCUUUAUCUUUCUGGGUUGAUUCUUCAUACCUCUCUCUAUAUUUCUUUUCUCCAUUCCCACCAUCUUUGUCCCCUCCCAGGUUACACUCUCUGAAGACUGGACAUGAGGGGUGGGAAGGGGACUGAGCUGCUCUGUCUGACUUUGCUUGUCAUUUAUACCACUGGGUAGCCUCAGAAAGGCACUGCCAAAAAACAGACCUCACCAGCCAGGGCCAGAGGUGGGCCUGAUAGAACUGAGUCCUUUCCAGCAUCCCCACAACAGAUCCCCUCAGAUCUUUGCCAGACUUGGGGUCCUUACAAUCCAUUAUGGGUACUGGACCUCUCCCUUCUGUCCUUAACUGGC